This is a messenger RNA of Salvelinus sp. IW2-2015, 217 nucleotides long. Lineage: Eukaryota; Metazoa; Chordata; Actinopteri; Salmoniformes; Salmonidae. The record is from RefSeq and is a predicted model, not a curated record.
ACGGAGUCUCGCCCUGUCGCCCAGGCUGGAGUGCAGUGGCGCCAUCUCGGCUCACUGCAAGCUCCGCCUCCCGGGUUCACGCCAUUCCCCGGCCUCAGCCUCCCGAGUAGCUGGGCCUACAGGCGCCCGCCACCACGCCCGGCUCUUUGUUCUAUUUUUCCUAGAGACGGGCUUUCACCCUGUUAGCCGGGAUGGUCUGGAGCUCCUGACCUCGUGA